UUAAGUAUUUUUUACAUUUCAAAUAUUGUUAACGAUGUGCUGAUAUUCCGUGAAACGAAAACGAUUAUCAGGCCCGAAAUCGGGAAGUGUGGAUGUAAUUGGCGCUUACCUCCUUCCCCGUAGCUACAUACCAAAUUUCUCGAAAUCGGUUUAAGCCUGGACUGGUAACAAACAGACUGGCUUAAAGAACUCGCCAUAAUUGUAUAAAAAGAUAAAACUAAUCUGUCAGUGUCACUAUUUUAGGUUAUAUCUAGUUUACAAGUUUGCAUUUCGUCUACCUUGAUUGGAUUUAUUUGUCAUACAAAUAAGGCUGCUAUGGUAUUUCUCACUGUUACAAACUUAAUUCGGGUCCGAGGCCCAGAUGAAUUCUGGCGAAAAAGAAGGAUUUUUAGACUAGCUGCUCAUUACAUCGGUCGUCGAAGAAACUGUUACUCGGUCGCCGUGCGUAAUGUACACCGAGCGCUAGCAUACGCCACUAAGGCCCGAGAGCUGAAGAAGCAGGAUAUGAAGGACUUGUGGAACACGAGGAUCACUGCUGCGUGUGAGCAGCACAAUAUUACACAGUUUCAGCUCAAAGAGGGUCUCGACCGUGCCAACAUUAUGUUAGACCGCAAGUCACUCUCUAAUUUGGCCUCAUGGGAACCACGAACCUUUGAAUCGCUAGCUGCUGUGGCUAAGGAGAAGUUGCGUCUUGACGGAUUUGUGGAUACGGUUGACAAAAAAUACCCAACUGGUAUCAACCUAAACCUGAAGGAUGUCAUGUUAGAGCAAUGGUUGAAAGAAAAAAAGUGAAUUGUUUAUAUGUAUUUAAUCUAAAUUCUAUUUAUAAGUGGUUCAUUAGGAAAUAAACAAUUAGGUUAA
This is a messenger RNA of Cydia pomonella (codling moth), 861 nucleotides long. RefSeq names its product large ribosomal subunit protein bL20m-like. Gene Ontology annotation, biological process: translation; ribosomal large subunit assembly. Gene Ontology annotation, cellular component: ribosome. The record is from RefSeq and is a predicted model, not a curated record. NCBI's taxonomy places the organism in Eukaryota, Metazoa, Arthropoda, Insecta, Lepidoptera, Tortricidae. Gene Ontology annotation, molecular function: structural constituent of ribosome; rRNA binding. The transcript has 2 exons. Bases 316 to 792 code for a protein of 158 amino acids.